AUGGGAGAUAAAGGUGAUGGACUAAGGUCUUGCUGUUCAACCUUUGGAAAGGCCCUUAAAUACGAAUUUAAAUGGCGACAUCUCGGAUUCGGUGGAGCUUACUAUGAACACUUCCCAUUUGCUCAAUGGAUGUGGAUGGAUAAGUUCUUCUAUCCAAUUUAUCGAUUCAUCAUUGCCGUCGCUUUGAUAAUUUGGGUUUGUGUGGAGGUUCCACUGAGAUUUGCGCAAUACACAGAUGACUACAUGAAGAAAAAAUACUUCCUUUAUGCCACAAAUUGGUCGUUUCUCAUAUUCACUCUAAGCUGCAUUGUCUUCGCAAUACUGUGCACGUUUUACAAAUGCAAGAAAGGUAAAGUUAUUUGCUUUAGAAUAAAUAAUCUCCCUGCUGAGGUCGGUGCUGAAACACUCAGUUCCGCCCAUUUUAUGAACUUCGGUAUAGUUUACUGCACCUUCUCCUAUAUCUACUAUAUUACUUGCAAUGAGAAGCCAAUCUACUCGACGCUUGAUUGGAGUAGACCAAAGAAAGCGUUAAUUGUCAGCUUGACGAUGAUCGUUUCCGCUCUCGUGAUGCAAAUCCUUCUCUACAUUCUCUAUCUUUGUCGCAUUGCACUGAGCUCACGCAUGAAUGAACGCGGUAAAGUCGUUGUGGAUAUGUGGAGGGAAGCGGAUUCCUAA
This is a messenger RNA of Rodentolepis nana, 675 nucleotides long. The record is from the annotation of a GenBank genome assembly. Lineage: Eukaryota; Metazoa; Platyhelminthes; Cestoda; Cyclophyllidea; Hymenolepididae.